Molecule: messenger RNA, 1270 nt
Organism: Vicugna pacos (alpaca)
Lineage: Eukaryota; Metazoa; Chordata; Mammalia; Artiodactyla; Camelidae
Gene: NPBWR2
Product: neuropeptides B and W receptor 2
Biological process (GO): neuropeptide signaling pathway
Cellular component (GO): neuron projection; plasma membrane
Molecular function (GO): neuropeptide binding; neuropeptide receptor activity
Source: RefSeq, a predicted model, not a curated record
AUGGAAGCCAGUGGGCUGGAGGGUCUGGACAGCAGAGCCUCCCCCUUCGCAGGCAUGCCAGGCACCGGCCUCUCUUGGGACAAUGACACCAGACACAACAUCACCUUUCCAGAGCCCCUGCCAGCCCUCUACGUGCUCCUGCCAGUAGUGUACUCUGUCAUCUGUGCUGUGGGGCUGAUGGGCAACACGAUUGUCAUCUGUGUGAUCCUAAGGGCGCCCAAGAUGAAGACCGUGACGCACGUGUUCAUCCUGAACCUGGCCGUCGCCGACGGGCUCUUCACACUGGUCCUGCCAGCCAACAUCACCGAGCAUGUGCUGCAGCGCUGGCCCUUCGGGGAGCUGCUCUGCAAGCUAGUGCUGGCCAUCGACCACUGCAACAUCUUCUCCAGCGUCUACUUCCUGGCUGCCAUGAGCGUGGACCGCUACCUGGUGGUGCUGGCCACGGCACGCUCCCGCCGCGUGCCCCGGCGCACCCUCCGGGGGGCAAAGAUUGCCAGCCUGUGCGUCUGGCUGGGCGUCACCGUGGCAGUGCUGCCUUUCUUCACCUUUGCCGGUGUCUACAGCAACGAGCUGCAGGUCACGAGCUGCGGGCUGAGCUUCCCGCGGCCAGAGCGCGCCUGGUUCCAGGCGAGCCGCAUCUAUACGCUGGUCCUUGGCUUCGCGGUGCCCAUGUGCACCCUCUGUGUGCUCUAUGUGGACCUGCUGCGGCGGCUGCGAGCCCUGCGGCUCCACUCUGGGGCCAAAGCUCUAGGCAAGGCCAGGAGGAAGGUGACCAUCCUGGUCCUGGCCGUGCUGGCUGUGGGCCUGCUCUGCUGGGCGCCCUUCCACCUGGCCUCUGUCGUGGCCCUGGCCACAGACCUGCCCCAGACACCACUGGUCAUCACUGUCUCCUACGUCAUCACCAGCCUCAGCUAUGCCAGCUCCUGCCUCAACCCCUUCCUCUACGCCUUCCUGGACAACACCUUUCGGAAGAACCUCCGUGCCAUGUUCCGGUGCCCAGGGCCGUGAGCACCCCUCCUGCCAUGACCCAGACUUCGUGAAAAGCACUGUCCUGUUCAAGGAAUAUCCCACUUGUUCACAUCCUGUCACUGUCUUCUCUAGGCAGAGAGAUAAAGACUCACAAAAGUUGGCCAUUGGACCUGCAGAGAUGACAUGGACUUAACACAUGUCUCUGCCCCCUGGACAGCCCCUGGGUGGUCAGCUGCAGGGAUUCAGGUCCUGGCCCCCCAUGCUGCCUGCAGACCCAGACAGAAGAUCCAGCACCAAGACA